Messenger RNA from Phyllostomus discolor (pale spear-nosed bat), 907 nucleotides. RefSeq lists its product as uncharacterized. The record is from RefSeq and is a predicted model, not a curated record. NCBI's taxonomy places the organism in Eukaryota, Metazoa, Chordata, Mammalia, Chiroptera, Phyllostomidae.
AUGGCGAGGUCUGUAAACAAAAGCGGGCCCCACGCGGGUCCCCGGGAGGGCUGUGAGCGGCGCAGCAGCAUCCCAGCGGCCCGGCCCGCGGUCCGUGCCGACCCCCGCUCUCCUCCCCGUGGGUCCGGCGCCAAGCAGGGCACGGAUCGCCAAGAGCCGGCAGAGCGCCUCCGUGGGCGGCCCCUGGGGCGGGGCCCAAGGAGCGCGUGGGAAACCGGGCUCCAAUUGGUCUGCCUGACGAUCGCUCCGCCUCCUGCCGGCCAAUCAACGACCGUGGAUACAGGAGCGGGGCGUUCGGAGUUGGACUGGAGACUGACAACAGGAGCACGCUGGGUACCCCGCUGCAUCCCGGCCUCGGUGCGCAGCCGGAAGGAUGCCGUGCCACGCGCCCCUGGGCUGCCUUCCCACGCAACUCCCGCGGCGCGGCCUGGGGACCCCUGGGGUCGGCCAAGAAGGCGCGUGUUGGGGAACAGCGACGGAGCCCCUAACAAAGCAGCUCUGGGUGGGCCGAGUGCCUCCGCCUCCUGCCGCAAUAGGUCCGCGAAGCUGCCUGUCACCCUUCAUAGGUGGAGGUGGCCAAUGACGCACAGAGAAGGGGCUCGAGUUGGCCGCGCGCGCGCGCGGCUCGGCAUCGGUGGGAUUGGUCGGAGGUAAAGGGUUUUCCUGCCACCUAAGGCAGAAGGCAGGGGAAGGGAUCGGGGGAGGGGAACAGCCAAAAAAAAAAAAAAAAAAAAAAACCGCUGUACCUAGGACACGUGGUCCGGCUUGGAGGCGUGUGCCUGGCUCUAAGGCUGGCGAGAACUUUUUUACGAGAAGAAACUACUUCCUCCCCGUGGCUGCUGCGGGAUGUUGGCGCCAGCCAGGCUCCAGGUAGGGUGCGGUGGCCUUAACCAGCGUCUGGGAGCCC